Molecule: messenger RNA, 4614 nt
Organism: Myxocyprinus asiaticus (Chinese sucker)
Lineage: Eukaryota; Metazoa; Chordata; Actinopteri; Cypriniformes; Catostomidae
Product: HMG box-containing protein 4-like
Exons: 12
Coding region: 738-2636 (632 amino acids)
Source: RefSeq, a predicted model, not a curated record
AGGAGGUUACCCCAUGUGACUCUACCCUCCCUAGCAACUGGGCAAUUUGGUUGCUUAGGAGACCUGGCUGGAGUCACUCAGCACACCCUGGAUUGGAAUUUGCGACUCCAGGGGUGGUAGUCAGCGUCUUCGCUCGCUGAGCUACCCAGGCUCCCGUAUAUUAUAUAUUUAUUUGUAUCAAUAUAUUGCGUUCCAAAGCAGUUUUACAGAUAAUAGUGCUUUAACCCCAAAGGUGACAGUGGCAUGGAAACAAAUAUAUACAAACAUAUGUGACCAGUUUGGACACCUCUAGUCAUUCUUUUAUUAUUGCAAUUUUUUAAUGUUUUAGAAUAAUAGCAAAGUCAUCAAAACUAUGAACUAGCGCAAAUGGAAAUAUGAGAAUUAUAUGGUGACCACAAAUGUUAGAUAAGCACAAAGCAAGGAAACUGAAGUGGCAACAAAAGCGAACAAACACUAGAUACUAUAUUUAUAAGAAAUCAAAUUCCAUGCAAAAAACUGUGAUCUGUCAUCUUGGUUGCAAUAAAGUCGCACAGAUUACUAGUACACACUGAAGUGCAGGUUGUGCAGAAACAGGGAUGUUAGUUAUUUAAGCAGGAAUGUUCAUUGCAGAUAGUUUGUUUUUAUAUUUUAUUCAAAUCGGUGGUGUUUGACUGAACUCACUGAUGUCAUGUUGAAUCUGUUCUUGCAUACUAGGAUAACCAGACUGACCAAUCCCACCUGAAAAACCAGGGCUGAUCAUGGCAUUUGAGGAGAUAAAGAAGAAAGCAAUGAUGGAGAUGUCAGGAAUGGAUGGAGAGGUUGGGCUUGUUGCGGGUCGCAGCCAGAGAGAGAAGAGACGCUCGUAUAAAGAUCUGUUGAGAGAGGAAGAAGAAAUAGCAGCGCAGGUGCGCAAAACCUCCAAGAAACAACACAAGGACUCUGACCUUUUCCUGUUAGGGGAAGAUUCUCACAAGAAAAAAAAGAAGUAUUUGAGUGAUGACUACUACCACAGAGAUCAUCACAGCUCUGGUCAGCCGCCCCACAAAAAGAAGCACAAAUCUUCAGAUCGCUCGCCCUCCCUGUCCUCCUCGUCCUCAUCUCAUGCGUCCCACCCUACCGACACGGCCAUGGGCCUCCUGGAGGCUAUCACCUCCCCGCUGGCCACGGGCUCUGACCCUGGGCCUCACCUCCACAAAAAACCCUCCUACCCUCCCCACCCCUCCUCACACUCCUCCUCCAAAGACCUCAAGCGGGAGGGUGGAUCCAAGAGCAGCCACUCCUUAUCUCACUCGCGCUCGCCCGGUUCUUCUUCAUCUAAGAAACAUUCCUCUUCCUCAAAGUCACUGCUGUUCCAUGGAGGAGCAGGGAAAGGGGAGCCGCUGACGCUCUGUGAAGCUGAAGGAUUGAAGAUGAAGCUCAUUCUGUCUUCAAAGGAGAAGAAUGAAGGUGUUGAGACGAAUGAGGGAUUUUCUUUUCCUCUCCAUUCUUCUUCUUCUUCCUCGGGUGUUGUGGGGCAUCAUCAUUCAUCAUCCAGCUCGAAGAAAGGAGAAAUGAAGAUUGAGAAAGAGAAAGACAAAACAAUGUCUAAGCCACCAAAGAAAAAGCAGCACAGCCGAGAGCCGUUGCCUGUAGUCGGGAAGGAAGUGGAGGUUGUGGGUCAUUACGGCGGCGCUUUUGGAGGCAUGGGAGGAGACAGCUCAUCGUCAGGUGGAGAACUAGAGGCCGGCGAGCUGGUGAUCGAUGACUCCUACACUCACCUCUCAAAAAAGAAGAAAAAGAGCAAGAAGAGUAAAAAGAAAAAAGAUAAAGACAGAGAGAGAGACCGAGAGAAAGGAUCAAGAGAGAAGAAACACAGUAAAAGUGGAAGCAGUGGGAAGAAAAGCAGUCCAGGGGAUCCGUCUAGAAGCCACGCCCAUUCUCACAGCUCAUCCAAUCAUAGUUCCUCUGGUGGGAUGUAUGUUAUGACUCCACCCACCUCUUCCCAUCACCAUCAAAACGUUGAACUGAUGAGUGAAAAGAAGAAAAAGAAAGAAGAAAAGGAUAGAGAGAAAAAUGACAAGGACAAGCCGAAGAAGAAGAACAUGACAGCAUAUCACGUGUUUUGUAAAGAGUACAGGGUCAAUAUCAACGCAGAGCAGCCUGGGUUAGUCUUUGGGGAGCUGAGUAAGAAACUCGGAGAGAUGUGGAAACAGCUGCCUGAAAAAGACAAACUGGUUUGGAGACAGAAAGCUCAAUAUCUCCUGCACAAACAGAAUAAAGCUGAAGCUAUGACAGUCAAACGAAAGCCAACAACAUCAGAGAGCAAAAGCAAAGGCUCCAGUAAAGCUGUUGGUUUAGGGACCGGAUUGACUCCUCAGGGUCGCUCGGCUCUGGGGAUGUCGUUGUCUCCGGCUCGGGUACCUGACAUUGACCCCAUUGAUGCAGCUGCUCAUUUGCAGCUGCUCGGAGAAUCCCUGUCUCUGAUUGGACAUCGACUUCAGGAGACAGAGGGUAUGGUUGCAGUAUCUGGCAGUCUAUCUGUUCUCUUGGACUCUAUUUUAUGUGCUCUUGGUCCAUUGACCUGUUUGACAGCUCAAGUCCCCCAACUCAACGGCUGUCCACGCAACGUCCUGUCAAAUACUUUGGAUAAUAUCGCCUAUAUUAUGCCUGGACUAUGAAUCUCUUUUAACCGCAACUACAAUAGACUGGAUUACAUAUGGAUUACAAAUUUACAGAGGCACCAAAACGAGGACCAGAUAUUCUUUUUUUUAUCUUUCUUGAUCAUGUGUUGUACAAAACAAUGGACAUUCUCAGUCUGUGAUUUUUAUUUGUAUUUUUAAGAAAUACUAUUUAAAGUCAUUUUUUAUUUUUUUAUUUUUUAGUGUUAAAAAAAUACCCUAUUUAGAGAACAUUUUUGACACAACUAUUUUGUUUGUGUUUAUGGUCUAAAGUUUCAGUGUUACUGUCUAUCAUAAAAAGUGUGUGUAUAUGUGUGUGUGUGUUUGUUUAAAAAUUUGUGAACAUAAUGUCAAUAGCGUUUUAUGUUUUAUAAAAAUGUGUGCUGUUUCAUUUAGGGGCCAAAUGUUUUUCUUCCCUAAUUUAAUGUUGAGUUAAUUUAUACCAACAGCAGUUCAUCUGCACUAUCGUAAUUUCACAUAUUGUAUUUUUUAUGUAAAUGUUGUAAUAUUAUAAUUUUAAUGUUUUAGCAAGCUUACAGGAAAAGCAUGUAUAAAAUCAUUUGUAAUUUUCUCCUCUUAAAGAAAUGAUUACCGGUAGUACUUUUCACAAAUGUUUAAAACAUUAUUACAUUUACAGAUCAGACUCUAUGAGUCUCCCCUCUUGGUGGCUGUCAUAUUGAGAUCACAUGACCUGCUGAAUACUCCUCACUUUAUCUUGGGAACCUCCUAUUAUUCAAACACUUUUGGUGAAUGGGUACUUCUUCAAUAGAAUUGAUUACUGAAAACAGUUGCUUUUUCGUGGACCUUCUUCCACGCAAAUGUGUCAUUAUUAUUCAAAGACCACUGUCAUAUCAGCCAGCAAAACAUUAAAAAUAUCUUAUUGCACAAAUGUGUGACCAUUUUAGGCAAGUGAUUGUAAGUAGUUUUAGGGGAUACAAAAUGUACAAUAUAUUUGCAUUGAUACAUGUUUUGCAUUGACUUUGGGGAAAAAAGUAUUUUCAUUAAAUCACAAAUAUCUUGUUAAAUGGGUUUGUUUUAUACAGCCAUUUUAUAAAAUGAUUUUGAGUUUGUUUUUGACUAAUAAUUAUUAUUUUUUUUUUUUUUACUGUAUUUUAACGGUUAUGGACUGGCCCUAUUCACUUCCAUUGUAGGUGCCUUAAUGUAGCUGUGAUUUUUGCUGUUUUUUUAAACGAGGGACGAGUUAAUGUUUUUUUCUUUUUUUUUUCUUGUGGUAAUCAAAAUUAUACCACAAAUGCUGUCGAUUGAACUAAACUUGUAUUGAACCCAAAAUAUUCCUUUAAAGAUGUCAUUGCAUUCGAUAACAAAAUAUUAAACCAAGUGGAAUCUGCAAACAAAUGAUGCUAGACAUUUUCUCUGAACAAACCUCACUUUUUUUUAGCUAUUUUUUUGCAAUGAUUUUUUUAACCAAAUAAUUUUCCCAUCAAGUUCACACAGGUGACCUAGCAGAGGACAUUUGACAGCUAUUAAGUGUCCAAAUAAUUUGACUUCAUUUCUAUCAUUAUAUUUGUUUUAUAAAUAAAAAAUUGCAUGCUUUUUGUUCAGUGUUUUGCUUGAAAAGUUUGCUUGUGCUCUUUUUCUUGCCCUUUGUUUUGAUAUUUUGCUAUCUAAUGCAAUGACAUUUAUGCAAUUAAAGCAAAUGGAAAUGUACUUUUUUUCCUGUUAGUUUGCAUGAACGGUUCUUAGUUCUUUGACAGAUUAUUACAAUGAAAACAUGGUCAUUCUGUGUCAGUUCUGGUCCCCGGCUCAAAAUGUUGUUUUUGAUGAUUUUUAUAUUGGUAAAAAAAGAAACAAAUGAUGAUGAAAACCAAAAUAUAUGCUGUGGAUCAGUAUUUUUAAUCCAGUAUUUUGUUGAGGGGCCUAUGCUAAACUAGAGGUAAAAAAUUUAUUAAUAUAUACAGUAUAUAUAAAAAAAAAAACGUUUUAUAUAUAUAUAUAUAUAUAUAUAUAUAUAUAUAUA